Molecule: messenger RNA, 634 nt
Organism: Dufourea novaeangliae
Lineage: Eukaryota; Metazoa; Arthropoda; Insecta; Hymenoptera; Halictidae
Exons: 3
Coding region: 1-381 (126 amino acids)
Source: RefSeq, a predicted model, not a curated record
AUGGAAGUUGAAUUCAUGUAUAUAAAGGUAUCCACCAAAAAGCAGAAGCAUCAUUCAGUUCCAACUGAUCACAGAAGUUCAUCUCGAAAGCUCCAUCAAACUCAACCAAACAUGAAGUGCUUCGCCGCUAUCGUUCUUUUGGCUAUGUUCGCCGUUGCUUUCGCUGAGGAGAAACCCGCCGAAGCCGAAAAACUCGAGCCUGUGGCGCCGUUCCCUGGUCCGGAUGCGCCUAGAGACAAGAGAGGCCUGCUGUUGAGCUACUCUGCACCACUUACAUACGCUGCCCAUUCUGCGCCGCUCACGUACAGUUCUAGUUACUCCAGCCUGCCAUACGCCUACCGCAGCUUCCCAUACUACUACAACAACUACUAUGUCGGUUAAGCGGUUGAAAACCGAGAUACCGAGGGACCUUUGUGAUUAAGACUCAGGAAACGAUCAUGGCAAUUGCAAGGACUUCUUAUCGAGCAGCGUGUACCACUUUAGUUUAAGUAAAUGAAACAGAAUCAGCCUGGUAAUCACAGAUUCGAUGGCCCAGCAAAAUUUUCCGAAAUGAACUACCACCAAUAUCGUAACAACAUAUGAAUGUAAUGUUUGACGAACACACACGUUUCGAUAUACAAUAUGUAAAUUUAAU